AUGAAGGAUUGCCGACAGUUCAAGUCUAUGACACCUACUAAACGAGUAGAGAUCGUCAGAGAGAAGAAACUGUGUUUCAACUGCCUAGAUCAUUCGAAUCACAGCUACAGAAAAUGCCGGAAGAAUGACGGAUGUUCCGUUCAAGACUGCUCCAAGAAACAUUCAAGUCUCCUCCAUGACGCACUGUCAACUCCUGACAGGAAACAAGAUGCUGUCAAGAAAUCUGAAGAGGUCAAGAAAAAAGACGAAGUCAAAACUGGCUGUGUUUGUGGUCCUGCUGCCUUUUCCAAGACCACCCGAAUAGCUUUGCCAAUCGUGACCGUGUAUGUCCGGGGAAAAGACCAAGAGAAGUUUACGAAGACGCAAGCGCUACUUGACACAGGGAGCAAUAAAACAUUCUGUUCUGAAAGUUUGGCGAAUGAUCUGCAGCUUAAAGGGCAGAAGACCAAGUUAUUUUUAGAAACCCUUGGAGAAGACCAACAGUCAAGUGUCAUCGAGUUGCAGCUUGAAGCCUCGUCCAACCCGUCUGGAAAGGGAAGACUGACGCAGCUGCCCAGAGUAUACGCACUGAAAACGUUUCCGAAGUUGACCCAGAAGCUGGCCAAGACAGACAUCGAGGAAUGGCGCCAUCUACGAGACUUGAAGAUAACUAACAGCACUAAAGACAACAUUGGUCUACUCAUUGGUCAAGAUGUGCCAGCAGCACUUAGACCGUUAGAGAUCCGCCGUGGAGGGGAUGACGAGCCCGAUGCUACCCGAUCAGUGUUUGGAUGGUGUUUGAAUGGCCCGAUAUCAAGUCAAGCUGAAGAAGUCGCUAGCAGCAAUUUCGUCCGAACUGGUUGUGACAGCGCAGACGCCCUGCUUCAAGCUCAAGUUGAACAGUUCUGGAAGAUUGAUGGAGGCACGCCGAUUUUAGCAAAAUCGAGACCUCAUCCCUCCCGCGAAGACCAAAGGGCACUCCAGAUAUGGGAUCAGUCAUGCUGCCAGCAAGAUGGUCAUUACAACCUAGACAUUCCGUUCAGAGAUGAUCAGCCGAGAUUGCCGAACAAUAGACGGAUGGCCGAGAGAAGACUCCACAGCCUGGGGAUAAAACUCUCAAAAGAUCCUCAACUCCAUGAGAAAUACAAGGCCGGAAUUCAAGACUUGUUGAACAAGGGAUUCGCAGAGAUGGCCCCCGAAGAAGCAGCCCAGGAUGGUGUUGAAUGGUAUUUGCCGCACCACAACGUCGUAAACCCAAGCAAGCCAGAAAAGUUUCGCAUCGUUUUCGACUGCUCAGCUGAAUAUGCAGGAACGUCUCUCAAUAAAGAAGUCCUUCAAGGCCCAGACUUAACAAAUUGGUCGGUGUCCUCUUACGAUUCCGGGAAAGACCUGUCGCUGGGAGAUGUUGAAGCCAUGUUCCAUCAACUGAGAGUUACUGAGAAACAACGCAACGCUUGA
Messenger RNA from Lineus longissimus, 1437 nucleotides. RefSeq lists its product as uncharacterized. The coding region runs from base 1 to 1437 and encodes 478 amino acids. Lineage: Eukaryota; Metazoa; Nemertea; Pilidiophora; Heteronemertea; Lineidae. The transcript has a single exon. The record is from RefSeq and is a predicted model, not a curated record.